Molecule: messenger RNA, 518 nt
Organism: Mizuhopecten yessoensis (Yesso scallop)
Lineage: Eukaryota; Metazoa; Mollusca; Bivalvia; Pectinida; Pectinidae
Product: glutenin, high molecular weight subunit DX5-like
Exons: 4
Source: RefSeq, a predicted model, not a curated record
CCUGUCAACCAUACCGCCUGACGUGACAGACCAUUAAAUGACCCAGAGCGACACCUACUGUCCAAGUUUGGUACUCACCCUCCCAUCCACUGCAUCGUACCACGGGACUACCAAGCGGCCAUUGGUGCUUUGGAGGGUUGGAUUUUUAAUCAAAACAGCAAGAUAAUUCAUUUGGAAAACAGAAAAGUUGGCUAGCGAUGUGAUCAAGGAGAGGGGCAGUGAUGUACGACAAUCUCCCAUGGCAGCCAGUGGCCAGCACCGUUCCAGCCUAUAAGAUGUUACAUUUAAAUAGUAAAGCGUUGGUGAUUAUAUUAAUCGGAAUCAUUCUUGGACAAAAUCAAUCAGCUGCUCAGUUUGGAAAUUUUCGCGAUGAUAACGGUGGAUUUCAAGGCCGACAGAGUUUUCAGGGACUGCAAGGACUACAAGGACUACAAGGACAAGGACAAGGACUACAAGGACAAGGACAAGGACAAGGACUGCAAGGACUACAAGGACUGCAAGGACUACAAGGACUACAG